Anastrepha ludens (Mexican fruit fly) is the source of this 2533-nucleotide messenger RNA. RefSeq names its product glucose dehydrogenase [FAD, quinone]-like. The record is from RefSeq and is a predicted model, not a curated record. Bases 1 to 2400 code for a protein of 799 amino acids. Gene Ontology annotation, molecular function: oxidoreductase activity, acting on CH-OH group of donors; flavin adenine dinucleotide binding. The transcript has 4 exons. Lineage: Eukaryota; Metazoa; Arthropoda; Insecta; Diptera; Tephritidae.
AUGAAAGAUGAAACAGAUGGACAAAUGGACAACACGGCCGACAAAAAGACGGUUAAUGGCAAAGUUGUGGGUCACAGCACGCCAUCAACCUUAAAUCAACCAUCAUGCCAAGGAGCAAAAGCAAUAAGCAAACACGAGGCUGAAGGGAAAACUCAUCCAAAGGACGCGGUCGAUAAGGCAAGGUGCCAAAAGGUGGUCAAUGAGUACGUGGCUUUCCAGACCACCCAGAAGGCAGAAACGGUGAAACGCAAUCGUUCGCAGGACGAAAGCGACAAACCUACGAAGAAGCAAAAAGUGUCGGUUCACACCGCUUCAAUACCAAAGCCAGCCAAACGCACAUUUAAUAAGGUGGCGCGGGAUCACCUGCAAAUAGCGUUGGUUGAUGAAAUAACUAACCGCGGUAAACCUGCAUCGGAGAAGUGGUCCGAAAUUGUCGUCGAUCACGUCAUGGCAAACCCGGAGGGUCAAGUGCCAGGUUUUGAUUCAAUGGAGGUGGUCCGCGGAUACAGGGUGAUCAAAUGCGAUGAUCAAUUCUUCCUUAACUUCCUGCAAACAGUUGUGGCUGCCGCGCUUGUGUCGCCAAGCUACGCGCAGUCGCCACAGGUGCAGCAAUUACAGCAACUGCUUGGUAUCGGUUUGGACAAUCUAGUUUUGAAUACGCUCUACAAUGACGUAUGCACUACAGCUCCACGCCCGAAUGCCACCUAUGACUUCAUCAUUGUGGGCGCCGGUCCAGCUGGUUGUGUGCUUGCAAAUCGGCUCUCCGAGAAUCCAAAUUGGACAGUGUACCUCAUCGAGGCAGGCGGUGUGGAAGGCAUCUUCCACCAAAUACCCGUGCUCGCCGCCUUCCUGCAAGGCACUCAAUCCAAUUGGGGUUACAAAUCGACACCACAGAAGCGCGCCUGUUACGGCAUGUACAAUAACGAAUGCUUCUUGCCGCGCGGCAAAAUACUUGGUGGCACAAGCUCCAUCAACUAUAUGAUCUAUAAUCGCGGCAAUAGGCGCGACUUCGAUCGCUGGGCUGCUGCAGGCAAUAAGGGUUGGUCAUAUGAAGACGUCUUACCGUACUUUCUGAAAUCGGAGAAUGCCUACUUGACUGGCUUGGAGUACUCGCCUUACCACAAUCAUUCUGGACCGCUGAGCGUGGAGGAUGUGCAAUUUCGUACGCCAGCGGUGCAUGCUUUUGUGAAAGGCGCACAGCAAGCGGGACAUCCUAACACCGACUACAAUGGCCAAUCGCAAAUUGGCGUGUCCUACGUUCAAGCCAACACACGGCGAGGCAGGCGCCACAGCGCAUACCGUGCAUAUAUCGAGCCCAUACGCUACCAACGAAGGAACCUGCACAUUGUCACUAUGGCCCGUGUAACGCGCGUACUGAUAAAUCCCAUAACCAAGCGCGCGACUGGUGUAGAGCUCUUGUACCGCAAUAAAUACUACAAAGUGCGCGCACGCAAGGAGGUCAUACUAUCGGCUGGCGCUUUCAAUUCACCACAACUCUUGAUGCUAUCUGGCAUUGGGCCGGCGGACAAUCUCAAAGCUAUCGAUGUGCCCGUGGUGAAGGAAUUGCCAGUAGGCAAAUUACUCUACGAUCACAUGUGUCACUUCGGUCCAACAUUUACUGUCAACACCUCCAGAGAAUUGCUCAAUAUUGCGCAUCUCACACCGAGCUUGGUGAAAUCAUUUGUGUUGGGCAAUCCGGGCACUAUGCUCUCUUCGAUUGGUGGCGUAGAAGCGCUUGCGUUUCUGAAAGUGCCUAGCUCAAAGGAGCCUGCGGAUAUGCCCGACAUCGAAAUCAUCACAGUGGCAGGCAGCUUGGCUGCCGAUCAAGGUAGUGCGCUCAAGCAGGGCGCCAAUUUCAAAGACGAGCUCUACAACAAAGUAUAUCGACCGCUGGAACGACGUGACCACUUUAGUUUCCUUAUCAUGCAGUUCCAUCCGAAAUCUGUGGGACGCCUUUGGCUACACAACAGAGAUCCAUUUGAAUGGCCGCGCAUAAAUCCAAAGUAUUUCUACAACGAAGACGACGUGCAGUUCAUGUUGGAAGGUAUCAAGGAAGCGAUACGCAUCACGCAAACACCUGCGAUGCAAAGUUUGGGCACUCGCAUACACGAUAUACCAGUGCCCGGUUGUGAGCAUCACACCUUCGGCACAGAUGCCUAUUGGCGCUGCUCCAUACGUACGCUAUCGUACACGCUGCACCAUCAGGUGGCCACCUGUCGUAUGGGUCCUGAAAGUGAUCCCACCACCGUUGUCAACGCCGAGUUAAAAGUGCACGGCAUACAGAGUCUGCGUGUAGUGGACACCAGCAUCAUCCCAUUCCCGCCUACGGCUCACACUAAUGCGGCAUCGUUUAUGAUCGGAGAGAAAGCGGCCGAUAUGAUACGUGACGAUUGGCAGUGAAAGUGAAAUAGUAAAAAUGUAGUUUAGCGGUAUUUUAGAAUAAUUUAUCAUUAAUUUGCAUUAAGCAACCGAUUUAUGUUAAGUAUUGUCCAGUCUGGAUGAGAUGUAGGGAGGAACAAAGUGAAAAGUGAAU